GAAGUGAAGGCAGGUCACUCUCACACGUUUCGUUCUUCUUCGGCGGUGAUGCCAAACCAAAUAUCCUACCUGGGAUGGAUUUAGAAGACGCUUUUCAGGUUGUCGGCGAGUUUGGACCGUACCAGAAGCGGGCAGUGGCCGUCCUCGUCCUGACGCAGUUGUACAUGGCCUGUCAGUCCAUGCUGAUCGUUCUGGUUGGAUCUACACCCGAGUAUCGGAUCGAGCAGGAGAAGAGCGGCGGCGUCCCGUCCGGUCAGCAGGAGCUCCUCCAGCGCGUCACCUUUACAGAGGACAUCGACUCCAUAGUGACCGAGUGGUUCCUCAUCAAGCAUCAGGCCUAUAAGGUCAGUCUCGCCGGAUCGCUGUUCUUCGCCGGGCUUCUGGUUGGGAACGUCGUCUUUGGGCCGCUGUCCGACAAGAUCGGCAGGAGACCUGUUUACCUGACAGGUCUGUUCUUUGAGGUGAUCUUUGGUUAUGUGACCGCAUUAGCGCCCAGCUACGAGGUGUUCGCCGUGUCCCGCCUCCUGGUGGGGCUGAUGAACGGCGGCAUCGGCCUGGUCUGCUUCGUCCUCACCCAGGAGUAUGUGGGCAAGUCGUACUGGGCCAUGACGGGGACGUUGACCAGUAUGACGUUUGCGGUCGGUAUCGCUCUGUUCGGAGCUCUGGGUUACUUCAUCCGGCCGUGGCGGAGCCUGGCCACAGUGGCCAACUCGUCGGGCGUCCUGUUCUUCCUGCUCUCAGUCACUCUCCCUGAGUCUCCUCGCUGGCUGUAUUCUCAGGGUCAGACUGAACGAGCUGAAGAGGUCCUGCGCUACAUGGCGCUGAGAAACGGCAACGCGGCCAACCGCCUGAGGCUGCAGCGGGUCAGCGGCGCCAAAGCCGGUAACCGUGACAACAGGGGCGCUGGCGUCCUGCAGCUGGUGAUCCACCCAGUCCUCAGGCUGAGGACCAUGGUGCUCAUGUACGUCUGGUAUGCGUGCAGCCUGGUGUACUACGGUCUGACUCUUGGGGCCAGUGAGACCUCAGGUAGCCGCUAUGUGAAUGUCGCCAUGUACGGCCUGGUGGAGCUGCCCGCCUACCCGCUCUGCAUAUACUUCAUCAACAAGCACUGGGCUGGGAGGAGGAAAAGCAUGGCCAGCUUCCUGUGUCUGGCCGGCUCCGCCUGCCUCUGCACCACGUUCAUCCCCGAAAACACGGGGACUUUGCUCAGCGUCACGUCGUUGGCGCUUCUGGGGAAACUGAUGGUGAGCGCGGCGUUCAACAUCGCCUACGUCUACACCUCUGAGCUCUACCCGACAGUUAUCAGGAACGCUGGUCUGGGGGUGUGUUCAAUGUCGUGCAGAGUUGGAGGAAUCCUCGCACCAUUUGUUCCUUCCAUGCGGGCUCUCCACAGCUCCAUGCCCUUCACUGUGUUCUGUCUGAGCGGACUGUCCGCCGGCUGCCUCGGUCUCCUGCUGCCCGAGACCCUCAACGGACCUGCAGCAGAAACUCUGGAGGAGCUGAGCAGCCCGACCCGCGGCCGAGUGCUGGAGAGCAAGGCUCUUCUCUACGAAGACGACAAAUGGAAACCGAACCACAAGUGAAGCCGGCGGCCUCGUCUUCAUCACCGGAGCGGCUCAGAGCAGCGGCGUAGACGCACCUCGUUCCUCGUGGACCUGCCGCCUCAAAACGGCGAACUGUCCCUUUUUUAAUUAACACGAAGGACCGAUCACCAGCUUCGCUUCUUACGUCCGUGAAUUGUGACGUUUCAAAAAUGAUGGCGGGGAGCCGCUGAUGCUGACCUUCAGGAAAAGGGUUCGAAGGUUCGACGGUUCCUCCUGUAUCUGAUUUUACAGAAAAACCAAAUAAUCAAUCCUCUGCCUUUUAAUUAAUAUUCCUGGAUUUCAUCGUGGUGUUUGUGCCUUAAUGGGUGGCGGGCAGCCGGGACAGAUGUGAGACUUACGUGACUUUCAGGAGACGCUGGUAGUUGUGUGUGAAAAACACCAGCAACAAAUCAAAGUAUAGCCAUGGGAACAAUCAUCAUCAGCAGGACUUAAUGGAAGAUGGGAAGUUACAAUCUUAAUCACCAUGUUGAGGUCAGAUUUAAAGGAUUUAUAUGUUUCUAAAAGGUCCUGCUACACGUUCAGACCUGUGACACCGAAUCUAGACGCCAUACGCCUUAACCUGCUGAUCCAGCAGGACGCCUGUCGUUGUCUUUGCUGUGGUGGACGGUUGAGGAACUGUAUGUAAAGCUGUGGUUUGUGCGUCGCAGGUAGAAAAGGCAGAUGGUUUGAUCAGGACGUGUAGAAAAGGUCGGGUGGGUGAAAACAUUUCUGAUGACCUCACGGGUCUUUAGUCGCAGUGCUUGUGCAGCAGGAAGGUACGGUCGCGUCGGUGGGAGCUCGUAGAGUUCACCUCCAUUCACCUUUUGAUUGGUGGACUCUCACUGAUAACCAACAGAACCAGUGAUCCACCGCGCUUGAAAAUGGAGAACUCAUUAUUUUAGACCACAAACCGCCGCAUCAGAUUUUUCACUUUGUGAUCGACAUGACGAUCACAACCUUUUUCUGGGGCCGAGAGCCGGACAGUUAGACGGAAAUCUAACGAGCUAAUCGGCUGAGAGAUGCAGUCUUUUGAGGAAGCUGAGUUGUCAGUUUCAUGGCGUCUUUAAUGCAGAGACAGUGACAUGUGACAGGACAGCGCAGGAAAGCUCAUGAAGAAAAAAAUUUGGGUAGAAAAGGGCAGGAACGACUUCAAACCUCGACACUGGGACUCACCUGUUGAGUGUUGGAGCUGACGCCGGUAUUAGUUGCUGGAAAUUCUUCAGCACGAACGAAAUGACGGUGACGUGGACUCGAUGUGGUAUCAAGAGGGUGCAGCUCAGUUGUUGUUAUCAGGUGUGAUAUCAACCCGAACAGAACACAGAGAUAACGUGUUUCUCCACCAGGCUGAUAUUGUCGGUUUCCAGCUGAUUAGAGAAGCUGGUGACAACGGGACCAACUUGUGCUUAUUUAUCUUCUCUGAUAUCAAGGUCUUUGAGUGUUUGUUUGUGUGUGUGGUGGCCACUGCGGUAUGAUUAAAACUGUAUCUGUCAGUAAAUUAAAAGACUCGGACACAAAAAAGAAGAAGAAGAAGAAGUUUCGCAAGAGGUUCUGGUAACUGCAGGAGGAAGGUGGAGUCUGUAAAAAUAAACCAAGCGUUUCGUGGUAGCGGUUGCACAUAUCUAUUAUUAUCGUUGAUGUGAGAAACAAAGUCGUCGUCAGGUUCAUGAAAACAUACAAGGACAUGUCAGUUUACACGUUAAUAAAUAACCAUGUGUCAACAGAAAUAGUAAUCAUGAAUCAAUAAUCAAUCAAACCGUCACUGAGAGACGAGGCUUGAACUGAAGGAUUUAAAUGAGGUUGACGACAGAUGGAAACACUUCUGUGCCUUUAACACUGAUGAAGCUGAUUCACUUUGGAUGUGGAUUGUUAAAAUGAAAAAAUCUUAUUUGAUAUUAUUGGUGUAAACUUUGGCUAAGAUGUUUUAUAUGCAGUCAUUUUGUAUUGUGUUUACAAUCGCACUAUUAUGUAGAUGUACUGUACUGUAUUAUAAUGAUAUCUAAGUGUGGUUCCUUUAAACUGUAAUAUGAUCUAUUUAUGCUGAAGGAAGUAAACGGUUGAGAACUUUCUUGUA
Seriola aureovittata is the source of this 3654-nucleotide messenger RNA. It is a transcript of the gene slc22a15, whose product is annotated as solute carrier family 22 member 15. The transcript is spliced from 13 exons. Gene Ontology annotation, molecular function: transmembrane transporter activity. The record is from RefSeq and is a predicted model, not a curated record. The coding region runs from base 75 to 1583 and encodes 502 amino acids. Gene Ontology annotation, biological process: transmembrane transport. Lineage: Eukaryota; Metazoa; Chordata; Actinopteri; Carangiformes; Carangidae. Gene Ontology annotation, cellular component: membrane.